This is a messenger RNA of Corylus avellana, 1197 nucleotides long. Its product is annotated as F-box protein At2g26160-like. NCBI's taxonomy places the organism in Eukaryota, Viridiplantae, Streptophyta, Magnoliopsida, Fagales, Betulaceae. The record is from RefSeq and is a predicted model, not a curated record.
AUGGAAUCCAAUUGGGCAUGUCUUCCGGACGACCUGGAAUCCAAUUGGGCAUGUCUUCCGGACGACCUUCUUGUUUUGAUUUUGGACAGGUUAAUAACACUUUCAGAUUAUGUUUGCUUUAGUGCUGUUUGCAUGCCAUGGCAAGCCAUUGCCCUAGAGAACUACUAUGGGGAGAGGCGUCACAAACUUUCUCUUCAUCAACCUCCAUUACUAUUUUUAACUCACACCCAUCCGUCUAUAGAAGGAGAAACUACAAUUAGCGUACACAAUAUCAGCCACCAAGACAAGACAUAUGAGUUAAAAUCAUUCAUACCAAAUGGUAAUGACAGAUGGUUUUGUUCUUCACAUGGUUGGUUGAUUACCGUUGAUAACAAUUUUGUCAUCACCCUAUCAAACCCAUUUUGCUCUGAUGGAAUUAUUUGCCUCCCACGAGUUUUUCAUGUACAUUGGUAUGAUAUUCAGAAGGUUAUAUUGUCAAUUGACCCUGUUGUGGCUCCUGAUGAUUAUAUAGUCAUGGUCAUCUGUAGCGACAGACGUGGUCUUAAAAAAUUGGCUUUCAUUAAGCCAGGUGAUAAAGGAUGGACCCACAUCGUAAACAAGUAUAUCAUGGAUGUUAUUUAUUCCAAAGGUUUGUUUUAUGCCCUCUAUGCGUUUGGUGCAGUCAAAACUUUUGAUAUUAGUGAAAAUUUUCCCAAGUUGAAUAUGGUUUCAACUAACUGCUAUACCACUGCCUCUUAUCUGAAUAAGAAGUAUCUUGUGGAAUCAACUGAUGAUGAAGAUAUACUAAAGUUUGUAAGGAUUUUAGUAGUUAUUAAUGAUGAAUUGCCACCGCGUGUGGAGACAAUAGGGUUCAAUGUUUUCAAGCUACUAGUUUUGGAUGGGGAGAAAAAGUGGGUAGAAACAAGAGACCCUAAUGUUCUUGGUGGUGGAGCCUUGUUCUUGGAUGACAAUACUUCCACCUAUGUUCCUGCUUCAGACAUCCUUGGAUGCAAUCCGAAUUCCAUAUACUUUGUUGAUUGUUGUUUACCUGGUUAUAAUACUCACCCAGCAGGUGUCUACCCUCCUACUUCUUAUGACAUGGGCAUCUUUUAUUUGGGAGAUAGAAGCUUUCAAUGGCAUUGUGUAUUAAAUUCUCCGUCUUCUCCAAAAUCAAUGUCCCACCCAAUGUGGAUCAAGCCAACUUUUCAAGGAAAAUAG